Entelurus aequoreus (snake pipefish) is the source of this 2842-nucleotide messenger RNA. Its product is annotated as zinc finger protein 135-like. The coding region runs from base 317 to 1720 and encodes 467 amino acids. NCBI's taxonomy places the organism in Eukaryota, Metazoa, Chordata, Actinopteri, Syngnathiformes, Syngnathidae. The record is from RefSeq and is a predicted model, not a curated record. The transcript has a single exon.
CGUCCAGCAGCUGAUCGGUAAUCCAGAAGAAGUUUCCCCUCAGUUAGGGGGGAGCUCCACUUUGAAGCAGGAGACUCCACAACCACCCUGCAUUAAAAAGGAAGAGGAGGAACUCUGCAUCACUCAGGAGGGAGAGUGUCUUCUAGGACGAGAGGAAGCUGAUUACACCAAGUUUCCACUGAGUAUUCUCUCUGUGAAGACUGAAGAUGAUGAAGAGAAACCACAAGCAGACAACCUCUUAGCUCCACUGUCAGAUAGUGAGGCUGAAGACGAGGUUGAAGAACCUUUGAGCAGCGAUACAGACUGUGAAGGUGAUAUGAGGACUCACACUGACAACAAACACUCCGAAUGCUCUACAAAGAAGAGUGGUAAAACAUGUUUGAGCUGCUCAGUUUGUGCUAAAAGUUUUACUAAAAAGAGCAAUUUGACUCAACACAUGAGAACACACACAGGUGGAAAACCAUUUAGUUGUUCAGUUUGUGGAAAAAGCUUUUCUCAAAAGUGCACUUUGACUGCACACAUGAAAACACACACAGGUGAAAAACCAUUUAAUUGUUCAGUUUGUGGAAAAAGCUUUUCUCAAAAUUGUACUUUGACUGCACACAUGAAAACACACACAGGUGAAAAACCAUUUCAUUGUUCAGUUUGUGGCAAAAGCUUUUCUCGAAAUAGCGUGUUGACUCAACAUAUGAGAACACACACAGGUGAAAAACCAUUUAAUUGUUCAGUUUGUGGCAAAAGCUUUUCUCGAAAUAGCAUGUUGACUCAACAUAUGAGAACACACACAGGUGAAAAACCAUUUAAAUGUUCAGUUUGUUGCAAAAGCUUUUUUCGAAAUUGCCGUUUGACUGAACACAUGAGAACACACACAGGUGAAAAACCAUUUAAUUGUUCAGUUUGUUGCAAAAGCUUUUCUCAAAAUAGCUUUUUGACUCAGCACAUGAGAACACACACAGGUGAAAAAAUAAUUAAUUGUUCUGUUUGUGGCAAAAUCUUUUCUCGAAAUUGCCAUUUGACUCAACACAUGAGAACACACACAGGUGAAAAACCAUUUCAUUGUUCUAUAUGUGGCAAAAGCUUUUCUCGAAAUUGCCGUUUGACUGAACACAUGAGAACACAUACAGGUGAAAAACCUUUUAAUUGUUCAGUUUGUGGCAACAGCUUUUCUCAAAAUAGCAUUUUGACUCAACACAUGAGAACACACACAGGUGAAAAAAGAUUUAAUUGUUCAAUUUGUGGCAAAAGCUUUUCUCGAAAUUUCCGUUUGACUCAACACAUGAGAACGCACACAGGUGAAAAAACAAUUAAUUGUUCUGUUUGUGGCAAAAUCUUUUCUCGAAAUUGCCAUUUGACUCAACAUAUGAGAACACAUACAGGUGAAAAACCAUUUAAGUGUUCAAUUUGUGGCAAAAGCUUUUCUUUAAAUUUCCUUCUGACUCGACAUAUGAGAACACACACAGGUGAAAAACCAUAUAAUUGUUCAGUUUGUAGUAGAAGCUUUUCUAAUAAGAACAAAUUGACUCAACACAUGAGGACACACACUGGACUAAGACCAUUGAAUUGUUCAGUUUGUGGUAAAAGCUUUCCUCAUAACGGCUCUUUGUGGCGACACAUGAGAACACACAAAGGAGAAAAACCAUUUAGUUGUUCAGUGUGCUGUAAAAGGUUCACACAUAAUGCAGACGCAGUAAAACACAUGAGAACACACAAGGGAAAAUAACCAAUUAACUAUUUAGUUUGUGGUGUGUUGCUCAUAUGUGGUGACAUCCACCCUACCCAGGACCUCCUCACUGCUUCUUUCACAAAUAUCUGAGCUAUUCAUACAAACUUUGAUUAUUUGGAGCAUAAUCUUAUCUAUGGGGUCUUAUCUACUCAUGACCCCAUGAAACCUUUCUGAACAGUAAGAUAGAUGAUGCUUCAAGUGCUUGGUUACUCCUUCUUCAGUCCAGGGACCUGGGGCCUCAUGUGUCAAGUUUGUGCACGCUCAAAAACCUGCACUACACCCUUUUUCACUGACGUUGACGCAUAAGUGAUGCUGGGUAACUGUUUGCAUAACAAACUGCCAACUUUUACUCCUCAGACUGAUUGAUGUACAAAUCAGAGACAUAUGAACAAUUAACCCCCAACACCCACAACCCAACCCCCACCUCCCUCGACAUUCGGGCAUAACAGGUUUGAGAUGAGUUUGCGAAUUGUAAAAUUCAGAUGCUUUUUUAAAUGAAAGAAACUGCUGUUCUAAAUGUAUCCACUGGAUGUCACAAUAGCAAUUCUGUUAGGCAAGCAAAUAGUUUAUACCGGGGCGAGCAAGUAUACCAAGCAAGAGGUACAAGGUAAAGCGGGGCUGUGACUCCUCCCCCUCCACCCAACGUAAAACAGGAGUAAAAUAAGCAAUCAGUAACCCCACUUAAAAUUAGCUUUAUUCAUGCUUUAUUUUGUUUUUGUUUAAUCCUAGAUGGGCUGUGACUUAAAGGCCUACUGAAACCCACUACUACCAACCACGCAGUCUGAUAGUUUAUAUAUCAAUGAUGAAAUCUUAACAUUGCAACACAUGCCAAUACGGCCGGGUUAACUUAUAAAGUGCAAUUUUAAAAUUCCCGCCACACUUCCGGUUGAAAAACUCCUUUGGAUAUGAUUUAUGCGCGUGACGUCAGAAAAUCUACGGAAGUGGUUGGACCCCAUCUGACCCGAUAGAAAAACCUCUUGUUUUCUUCGACAAAAUUCCACAGUAUUCUGGACAUCUGUGUUGGUGAAUCUUUUGCAAUUUGUUUAAGGAACAAUGGAGGCUGCAAAGAAGAACGUUGUAGGUGGGAUCGAUCGGUGUCUUAGCGGCUAAGUACAAUAC